AUGUUGGAAUCCGUUUUGGCGGGUGUGUUGAAUAGGUUCUUGUCUGCCUAUGUGAGUAUGCUGCCUCGGUGAGGCCGAAUAAUGUCAGCGGGAGAUCGUCAUCGAGGGAGGGAUUCGAGGUCCGGAGCCGGAUUCGAAGCCGAGGCCGAUCCAGCUGCUCGUCCAACAGUGCUAUAACUCAUCACCACUUUGACCGCUUCCAAAAAACAGGUCGACAAUUUGAACACGGGCCAAUUGAACGUCGGGAUUUGGUCCGGGGACGUCAAGUUGCGCAACCUGCGCCUCAAGAAGGCAGCGCUCGACAAGUUCCGCCUCCCCGUGGAUGUUGUCGAGGGGUAUUUGGGUGACUUGACCUUGUCCAUACCGUGGUAGGCUACUCGUGACCUUGGUCUGAACUGGGUGGACCGACGCUCUGAGGUCGUUUCAAGCUGACGGUGCUCGAUUCGAUCUGAUCGCUUUCCAACAGGUCCAACUUGUCAGGCAAGCCAGUCCGAGUCCUUGUCGAGAACGUCUACCUCCUCGCCGUCCCCACCGAUUCAGCCAAAGCAACCCCAGAAGAAGAUGCGGCCCGCGCCCAAGCGGCCAAGUUGGAAAAGUUGGAGAAUGCCGAGUUGAUGACGGCGCAGCCGACGACGGGGCUCAGCGCGGAGGAGGAGCAAAAGAACUCGUCCUUCACAACCAGUUUGGUCAACAAGAUCGUCGACAAUCUGCAAUUGGAGGUGAGUGUUCUACGUGCUCAUUAGCUUAGCGGAAUUCAGGCUCAAGUCCAUCGACACGUGCAGAUCCGGAAUAUUCACAUUCGUUACGAGGACAAGCUGUCCGUUCCCGGGCAUCCGUUCUCGGUCGGCUUGACCUUGUCCCACUUUUCCGCCAUCUCGACCGACGAGCACUGGAACCCGGCCUUCAUCACCAACUCCAAAAACGGCGUACACAAGCUCGCCAAACUCGACUCGCUCGCCGUCUAUUUCGACACCGAUUCCGAAUCGCUCGCCGGGUACCCGAUCAACGAGGCCAUCAAAAAGUUCACCGAAUUGAUCGCGACCAAGGACAAGACGCCGCGGCAUCAGUUCGUGCUCAAGCCCGUCUCGGGUCAAGGUCGCUUGAUCAUGAACCACCACAAGGUCGAUGCGCAAACACCCAAGACCGACGCCGAGCUCUUCUUCCAAGAGUUGGGCUUCGUGCUCGAUGCGGACCAGUACCGCGAUGCGCUAUCGAUGGUCGACUUGUUCCACUUCUACAUUCGCCAACGCGAAUAUCGCAUCUUCCGACCACCCCAGAAUGAGAUCGACGAGAACACGAACCGAGCGCUGUGGAAGUUCGCAACGAAAGCGAUCCUCACCGAAGUACACGAGAAGAACCGAAAAUGGUCAUGGGCCUACUUCGCCGAACGCCGCGACGAUCGCAAAGAAUAUGUCGAUUUGUUCAAGGCCAAGAGUUGUCAUGACGCUUCGCCCGACGAGUUGGCGCGUUUGGUCGAGUUGGAGAACAAGUUGGGUUAUCGUGAUAUUCGGUUCUAUCGCUCGAUCGCGAGGUCCGAUCUACGCAAGGAGAGGGCGACGUACGAGGCCGAGCAUCCAAAACCAGCCAAAAAGCAGACUGGGUGGAUCUCGUGGGCUACGGGAUGGGCCGCGAAGGCCGAAGAUGACUCGGCCCAGGACGAGGGCGAGGGAGGCUUGAGCGAGGAGCAGAGGAAAGAACUGUACCGCGCUAUCGACUGGGACGAGAAGGAGGCCGUGUCGAGUAACCUCGACUUGCCCAGCGAAGCGAUGAUGUUGCGCGUCAAGGCCAAGCUCGAGACGGGAUCGUUUGCGCUGCGACGAGGGCAACAAGACCUUGUCGCGCUCAACUUUGACGAUUUCGCAUUGGACCUCGUACAGCGGCCAGAGAACUUUGAUGCGACGCUCGCGCUCGGAGGUUUGCGUGUGUUUGACAACACUUGCGAAGGGAGCAUGCAUCAACAGAUCGUUAGGGUCAAGGCGGACAAGGUCAAGGAGAGGAACAAGAAGUGGUCGGUCGAUUCGGUGUCGCGCAAUUUGCCGCCGCCGGAGGAACGAGAGGCCGAUGAUGACGUUGGCCAAUACGACGAAGAGAUUGGAUCAGCGGCCGCGCUGAGUGGCGAAGACACACACGACCAGGAUGACGAGGAUGAUGAGGAUGACGAGGAUGACGAAGACGACGCGGACGGGUCCAAGUUCCCCAAGGCGACCAAGGUCAAGGAUCCGUUCUUCUGGCUCAAAUUCGAGCACAAGCCUCUAGACGAACGCGCGGACAACGCGCUCGCUGUCCGACUGCGUCAUAUGGAGAUCAUCUACCACAGGGGAUACGUCGAGGCCAUCUUCAAGUUCUUCCAACCCCCCGAGUCGCAGCUCGAGUCGGUCGGCGCUUUGAUCGAUGUCGCGAGCGAGACGCUCGAAGGGAUCCGCAAGGAGACACGGGCGGGUCUCGAGUACGCGCUUGCACAGCACAAAACCGUCGAUUUACAGCUCGACCUGAAUGCGCCCAUCAUCAUCAUACCCGAGGAUGUCACACGCAAGGAUUGCCAGCACAUCGUCUUGGACGCGGGGCACAUCGCCGUCGAAAGUGAUCUGGCGGACCAAGCAGCGGUCGAUCAGGUCAAGGCCAAGGAACGCCAAGAAUACCAUGAUGAGGACUAUCAGCGCCUCGAGAGCCUAAUGUACGACAAGUUCCACAUCAAGCUCGAAUCAGCGCAGUUGUUGAUGGGGCCGAGUCUGAAAGUGUGUCUCGAAGCACUCGACGAUGGUGGGGACGGGCAUUCGCACAAGCAUGGCGAGCUGCACAUCCUUGAGCGCACGAGCUUGACCUUUCUCGCGCAGAACUGCAUCCUCGACCAAGCGCCUAACCUGACGAGGUUCAAGAUUUCGGGAUCCUUGCCCCAGUUGCAGGUCAAUCUUUCGGAUCGCAAGUACAAGAGCUUGAUGCGCAUGAUCGACGUCGCCUUGCCCAAAUUCGGAGACGACAAGAGUGCCUCGGAGAAUGCGGCGACUCGGCCGUCUCCGAUCGUCGCUCGGCAUUCGUCGUUUGCUCGAUCCCGACCCGUCGUCCACGAGGACGUGGAAUACCACGUCGAGAAGGCCGAGUCGGAACCUGAGGAAGAGGAGGACGAGGAUGACACGGAAGAGAAGGAAGAGUUCUUUGACACCGAGGAUAGCCCAACCGGGAAGCAAAACAUCAACCAAAAAACGUUCGAGUUCACGUUCCAAGUCGACAAGGUCCAGGCCUCGAUCUUCCGCUCCAACUCGGACCCGAGGAAACCCGAUCGUCUGCUCGCGAACGCGGUGUUGCAGGGCUUCCAGUUUGAGUUUGGUCUACGCCCCUUCGAUAUGAGCGUCGAUAUCCUGUUGCGCAGUCUUUACAUCGAGGACAAGAUGGUUGAAGCGGGACACGAGUUCCGGCAUCUCGUCACCUCCGAGGAGCUGAGUGGUGCGCACGGGAAGGACCUGGUGCGCAUCCAGUACCGGGGCGUGCAGAAGGUUUCGCCAGAGUUCAUGACAGUGCACGAAGGCAUAGACAAGGUACGUGAAGUGUACUCGAAAUCGACACGCGACUUACAGCUGACGACCCCUGAACGUCUCAGAUGGUCGACGUGGAGAUGUCAACAAUCAACGUCGUUGUCACUCGGGGCAGUAUUCUCACCCUAUUCGAUUGGGUGAUGACGACCUUCACUGAUGGCGGAGCAGGUGGAGGGGCUGGGGGUACACCUGCUCCUGGCACACCUGUGGGCGAAGAACCGCCUCAGGCCGAGCAAGUCAACGACAAAAUGCGCGUCAAGGUCAAGCUGACGUCCAUCAACUUGAUCCUGAACGAGGACGGCCUGCGGAUCGCCACCCUAUCACUAUCAGCUGCGGAUGUUUCAGUGUUCUUGCGCUCGCCGACAAUGCGUGUCGCUGCCCGACUGGGCAACCUCGAAUUAUUGGACGAUUUUAGUGGCGACACACCCAGGCAGCUGCUGACGAUUCAGGGAGAUGAGUUGGCCGACUUCCAGUACGAGACGUACGACCCCACGGACAAGACGACCUAUCCUGGCCACGAUACGCUCGUGUACCUCCGCAGCGGAUCGCUCAAGUUCAUCUUCUCCGAAGAGCCUGUGCAUCGAAUCCUCGUCUUCAUGUCCAAGUUCGGGCGCAUGAAGGCCGCCUACGAUGCCGCUGCGCAAGCUGCUGCUCAACGUGCGACCGAGGUCACAACUUGGAUCCCCAAAAUGCAUUACGACAUCCUCAUCCGCACGCCGAUCGUCGUUUUCCCUCAGGAUAGUACGGCGGUGACUAAGCAUGGGAUCAGUGCGCAUUUGGGAGAGAUCUCGCUCGCGAACAAGUUUGAGGUCUCGGACGAAGAGGUCGUUACCAAGAUCGUGUUUGAAUUGCGUCAGGUUCGCCUCAGUUCGACACUGAAUUGCGAGGGCGAGCAGGAUGGUCAGGACGUGCAAAUCCUUGAUGAUGUCACCAUCCAUGUCGAUGUCACCAUGACGCAAACUAUAGAUCCGAGCAAGGAGCUCACGAAACCGGGCACGCUAGUCGAUGCUCGCAUGUCGGAUGUUAAGAUGCACUUGCCCGAGGCGCAGUAUGCGGCCUUGAUCGCGCUGAUGCAAACAGUACCUCGUACGUUUGCUCUGGCAGAUGAUGAGGUUGAGGACGAGUCUACCGCCAUCGCACCUCCGCGCCCCCUUACCCCUCCGCCCAAGGAUCGCAAGCUCGACUCGGUGCCAGAAGACGGCGAAACCGUCGACCUGCUCCCCGAGCUCGCUUCCGUUGCCAGGCACGCCGAUGGUACGACUGUGCCCCUCAAAUCGAGUCUGGAGCUUACGUUCACUGUCAAGACGGUCUAUCUCGAGUUGUUCACCAUUGCAGCCACGACAGUCGACACCCUCAAGGAUGCCAGUUUGGCUCGCUUCUCGCUCAACGAGACGGGGGUCAAGUACAAGAUGCUUUCGAACGGGUCGAUGGAGGCCGAGGUCGUCGUGCGCUCAUUCACGCUCCACGACACUCGACCUGCCCAGUCGACCAAGUUCAGGGAGAUCAUCCCUGCGACCAAGCACGAUGGUCAUCAGUUCAUGAUCAGCUACUCGCAGAGUGGUGGGGUUGACAAGAGCGCGUACGCCAACAUCGCCAUUGAUACGCCCAAGAUGGUCUUUUCGCUCGACCCCCUCUUCGGCCUGCUCGACUAUUUCACCAGCGCCUUCCCCAAGACGCCGAAUGCUGCGCCGUCGAAGGAUAUUGAAGAUGACAGGGUUACCUUGAGCGAUGACAAGUCGGCCGUGGGAGUCCAGCAGCCCCAGCCUGCUUCAACGUUUGCGUUCCGAGUCAAUAUUGUCUCGCCAACGAUUCAGUUGCUCGCGCACCCCGAUCAGAGCGACUCCGAAGCGGUCGUUCUGUCGAUCGAUCAGAUCUUGAUCUCGCAACAAGGCACGUUGGUGCUCAAUGUGGCGCGUAUCGGCAUGUUCCUAUGUCGGGUGAGUGCUGGGCUCUCAUGCAUGAUCUCGUGCCGCUGAUCACUGACGUCGUGUGCUUCUAUCCUUCAGAUGGACCGGCCUAAGGAAAAGAUCCGGGUAGUCGACGAUUUCGAUGUAACCCUAAUGAUGGACAGUCGAGGCGACGCUGGACAGCAAGUCACGAACAUUGAAGUCGGAAUCCAGCCCCUCAUCCUGCGAGUGUCGUAUCGAGACAUUCUCCUCAUCCAGUCCAUCAUCAGUCGAGCUAGUGAGCUCUCGAAUCGAGGAACACCACCUCUACCGGAGGAAGAGCCCGCUCGACCCGACCUUGCCUCAGUGUCUAGUCGGCAGCGCUCUGGUACCGACCCGACGCGUCAAUCCAUUGCAGGGACCAAGCGAAGGGCUUCGGGGCCGGCGUCGGCAAUGGCGUCGACGAACGCACCUUUUCAAGCCCAAAUCUUCAUCACCAAGGAAACGCUCAAAGUCACGCUCGACGGCUUUCAGCUCGUGCUCAUUGGGGAUCUUCACGACUUGCCCGUCUUUGACAUCAGAGCGGAGGAGUUCACGGCCGAGGUACACAACUGGUCGUCGGAUCUCGAUGCGCAGGUCACGAUCGAGCCUCGCGUGCAGUGCUUCAACUUGCGCGUGUCGACUUGGGAACCUCUGGUGGACCCGUGGAGGUUCUCGGUCAACGUCUCGAGGCCUGUUACGACUGGCCUCCUGUCGAUUACACUAUCGUCGCAGGAGCGCCUUGAACUCAACAUCACGUCAACGUUCAUCGAGCUCGGUCUGACGACGCAAGCCAUUAUUGGCCGAGAGGGCGAGAAGCUCUUGACACGCGCUCGGGGAUCUCAGGCGCCGUUUUUGAUCAAGAACCGAACCGGUUAUCCCCUGUCGCUCUGGAGUGAGGGCAACAACGGAGGCGACGCCCACCGCCUCGCUGAUGGCGACGAUGCGCCUUGGCGCUUCAACGAUUGGAGGGCUAUGCGGGAGCAUUUGCACGUCGGUAGUCGCAACUCGUUAACGCUGCAGUUCGAAGGCACAUCGUGGACAGCUUUGCAGAACGUCUCGGUCGAUCGCGAGGGCGAGCACAUCUACGUUCUGAAGCCCAAGCUUGACAAGGUCUCGCAUCGCUUGAUGUGUGAGGUCAAGCUCGUCGAGAACGUCAAAGUCGUCACCUUCCGUUCGACGUUCCUCGUGCAGAAUCGAUCGCUCGUCAAUGCCGAGAUGGUCAUCGUCGACGAGUUCGGCAAGAAGGCAUCGCAGAUCUACAAGAUCUUGCCCGGCGAAGACUGCCCCGUCCCUAUCGUUGCUGCCUACACGAGUCGGAUCCGCUUCCGACCUGAUGCUGGCUUUGGCUACGCUUGGUCCGGCGAACCUCUGCACUGGCAGGCGCUGGUCAAGAACCCGACUCGAGCGAUUGUGUGCAAGUCGGCCAAGGAGGCGGCAUUCCGGUUCCAGGCUCAUGCGAUUCUCGACAAGUCGGACCCGCUCGUGCGGGUCUACCCUAAGCUUACACUGCGCUUGCGAGCGCCCGUCGAAGUGCAGAAUCUCCUGCCGCACGACAUCCAGUACCGAGUGUUUGACAAGAACAUUGAGCAUAAUUGGACGUCGUACCUGCGCGAAGGUGGCAUUUCUCCGAUCCACAUUGCCGAGCUGUCGCAUCUGUUGCUGCUGAGCAUCGACGUCCAGGACACGGUCUUUAACCGUUCCGAGUUCGCCAUCAUCAACACCGACAACCCGGAGGACCUGCCCGUCGAACACGACCUCGUGCUUUCGGACAAGGAAAAGUUAAACCUCAACUUGCGCAUCCACUUCCAGAAGCAUCUCGACUCGGGCGGCGCGUUCCGCGUGCAGAUUUACUCGCCUUACAUCCUCAUCAACAAGUCGGGAUGCGAUUUCGCGCUCAAGACCAAGACGUUCAUGUCCUCAGCCAAGAACGUGGCGGGGCAGAGCAUCUUCUCUGGUGAGCUCGGGUGUGCAUCUUCUGGUAAUUGCGCCACUUUUGCUAACUCAUUUGUGGGCCGUUCUAAAGGUGGCCAAAAACGAAACGGUGCAGAGCCAUUCAUGUUCUCCUUCCCGACCGACGAUCGACGCAACCGUGUCCUCUUGCGAAUCAACGACUCGAACUGGUCCGCGCUGCUCAGUUUCGAGACAAUCGGCAUGGAGACCGAGGUCGUGCUGCCUUCUGCUUCGGGUAACGAGGAGAUCCACAUUGGUCUCAAAGUCACCGAAGGCUUGGGCGAUUACAAGUUGACCAAGGUGGUGACGCUCUACCCCCGUUUCAUCGUCAAGAGUAGCCUGGACCAUGACAUCCGUGUUCGCGAGCUUGGUUCCACGAACGAGAAAGUGCUGACACCGGGCGACCGGUACCCGCUGGGCUUCAUGCGGGCUGGCAACAAGCCCCAGCUUGUCCUUUCUCAAUCUGGCGCCCCAGCUGUGUGGUGAGUGGUUGCGGAGAGUCACCCUCGGGGGAUCCCCUGCUCAUUCUCGUCCGUAAAUAUACGCUCGCAGGUCCGCGCCAUUCAUGAUCUCCGAUAUUGGCCAGAAUCACGUCAGAGUGCAACGCCAAGACGAGGAAGAAUUGCUGGUUCGUGUCGAUGCGAUGCUCGAAGGCCCUUGCAUCUUCAUCAAGCUUGAGGCCGAGACGAAGGGCUGGCCAUUCCUAUUCCGCAACGAUAGUGACUACCCGGUCACCCUCUGCCAAGCUGUGAGUGCUUCCGACUCGACAUUGCUCUCAUUCUUCCUGACUGAAACCCGGUCUGACGCCCUCUCGCCCUCUCGCAGCUCCCGGAGGACGCUGCAGCAAAAGGUCGACCGCGCCGCAAGAAAUACAAGCUUUCCCCGAGGAGCAAAUUACCCUACGCGUGGGAUCUACCGGCCGAAACGAACAAGCAACUGCAGAUCAGCGUCAACGGCACGAACCGUAUCAUCAACGUGCUCGAGAUUGGAUCGCAGCUGCCAUUCAAGUUCCCGUACGAGGAACACACGGGCGUGCUUUCGAUCGAAGUGCGCGCCGAGGGCCAGACACAAUCCGUCACCUUCUCCAACUACGAUGAGGAGGAUAGCGUGUUCAAACUGCAGCGGCGAGAGACCUCACUCUCUCGCGCUGAAUCGACGACGAGCAGCAAUCGUGAAACGACGUUCGAGGCCGUCGAUGUCGACGUGAUCACGACCUUCUCGUUCGGUAUCAGCUUCGAGGGUAUCGGUAUUUCUCUGGUCAACAAGAAGAUGCAGGAGCUCGUCUACGCCUCAUUCCGAGGCCUCACCUUCAAGUACUCGGACUCGACGACCAACGUCGCCUAUGACUUGUCAAUCAAGUGGAUUCAGGUCGACAACCAGCUGUUUGGUGGUCUGUACCCCAUUCUGCUCUACCCGUCGGUCAUCCCCAAGGAUGGCAAGGAGCUCGAAGUGCAUCCGAGUUUGCAGGCUUCCGUUAUCAUUCUCAAGGACGAGUCACACGGUGUGACGUACUUCAAGUACGCCUCGGUAUUGCUACAGGAGAUGACCGUCGAAGUCGACGAAGACUUUUUGUUCGCCUUACUCGACUUCGCCAAAUUCUCCGGUGCGACAGGGCAAGACGAGAUCCCUUCGAGAUUGACCGAGGAGCCGGCAGAUAUUCCUGAGCCCAAGGGUUCGUCGGGAGGUGGCGACGUCUAUUUUGAAGUGCUUCAUCUCCAGCCGAUCCAACUCGAUCUAUCGUUCAUGCGAACAGAUCGAGUGAACGUCGACCAAAAGUGAGUAGCAUCUGUUGAGACGGCCACUCGUUGGUAUGAUGCUCAACUGUCUCCUCUAACUCUACAGACUCAACACUCGCAACCCGUUCUUCUUCUUCGUCAACGCAUUGACCAUGGCGCUCGGCAAUGUCAACGAUGCCCCCGUGCGACUGCACGCUCUGGUCAUUGAAAACGUGCGCCUGUCCCUGCCGGUUCUCCAGGAGCGCUUGACGCUCCACUACAGCAACGAGUUCUUCGGUCAACUGUAUCGCGUACUUGGCAGCGCCGAUUUCCUUGGGUGAGCAGCCUCUACUUUCGGCGUGGAGUUGAGUUUUCAUUUAGGCUGAUGGCGGUGUCUCGUUCCCACAGUAACCCCGUCGGCUUGUUCACGAACGUGUCGAGUGGUGUGGCAGACUUCUUCAUCCAGCCCUACGAUUCGGUCAUGAUGAACGGUAACCGUGAUCUGGGCAUUGGAAUCGCUCGUGGUGCUGGAUCGCUAGCCAAGAAGACGGUGUUCGGUGUCUCAGACAGUAUGGCCAAGGUGACAGGUAGUAUCGGCAAAGGAUUGUCCGCCGCGACGCUCGACAAGGAGUACCAGAAUCAACGACGUAUGCGCCAGUUCCGAAACAAACCAAAACAUGCCUUAUACGGUGUGACGGCUGGUGCGACAUCGUUGAUCACCAGUGUGGCCAGUGGAUUCGAGGGCUUGGCGACGAAACCGCUCGAGGGUGCAGAAGCCGAAGGUGCCGCUGGGUUCCUCAAGGGAGUCGGCAAAGGAUUCGUCGGGUGAGUCUAGAGCCAGUUCCUGACUGCAUGACCACGUCUGAUUGUGAUUAGCUUUGCCCAUUCCACAGUCUCGUCACCAAGCCUGCCGUUGGGUUGUUCGAUCUGGCGAACAACGUCACCGAGGGCAUCCGAAACACAACGACAGUGUUUGAUCAAUCGAGCAUCGAUCGCGUUCGACUUCCUCGGUUUACCGCCAGUGAUGGUAUCCUGAGGGUGAGCAGCACUUAUAUCCCCGGUCGGCAUGUCAGAGCUGACCAAAUGUGACCUCGAAUCUACAGCCUUAUCAAGAACGAGAGGCGCUCGGCCAGAGCUGGGUCAAGAACGUCGAGACAGGCCGGUACUUCAAUGAGACCUACGUCGCUCAUCUGGACAUCCCAUCUUCGGACGACACGUUGGCCGUCGUGGUGACGACGACGCGCAUCCUAUUGGUCAAGGUCGCCAAGUUGAAGGUCGGCUGGGAUGUGCCGUUCUCGGACUUGGUCACAAUUUCCCUCGAAGCAACAGGAAUCAGUAAGUCUCCUCAUCCAGGUCGUGUAUUUUUUCCGGCUCUCCGAUUCUCCGAUCUGACCGUUCUCCUGCCUGUGUUCUGCAGCCCUCAAGCUCAGAGGCAACGUGCCCGGACCUUUCCUCCCCAUCGCCGACCAGCCCGCCCGGCUCUGGCUCUUCAGACAUCUCGAACGAGUCGUCACGGCACAGUUAGUCCACUAUCGGACGCUUCACCAUUACUUGAGACGUUGACCCACCUUCCAUUUUCUGAUACAGCAAUGCGCGUCGAUUGGCAGAGUAG
This is a messenger RNA of Microbotryum saponariae, 10735 nucleotides long. The record is from the annotation of a GenBank genome assembly. NCBI's taxonomy places the organism in Eukaryota, Fungi, Basidiomycota, Microbotryomycetes, Microbotryales, Microbotryaceae.